GUGUAAUAACAUAUUGUCAAAACUAAAGGGACAUACAAUGUUUCAAAAUGUUCACUUCUGUUCUUGAGGUUGCUUCUCGUUUGAACCAGCCCCAAUAUCGGCAAUUAGCAGAAUCCCAAAUCUCAUGUUUCUUCAUCACCGUCUCAGAACUCUGGUCUACUCCCAAACCCCAAAAUGUCACCAUCUUCAGAGAUUCCACCACUCUUUCAAUUCCUUCUCCACCGCCACUUCAGAUUCAUCUCAACAACCCUUCACAGUCUCCUACCUCACCAACAAUCUCGGUUUAUCUCCACAAGACGCUCUCAAAGCAUCCAAACGCAUCCAUUUCACCACCCCCGAAAAACCCGAUUCCGUCAUCACCUUCUUCAAAUCCCACGGUUUCUCCAUUCCCCAAAUCCAAUCCAUCAUCCUCAAAGCCCCAACACUCUUAUCAUCCAACCCCACAACCAUUCUCCCAAAGUUUCAAUUUUUAGCCUCCAAAGGCGCUUCCCCCUCUGACAUAGCCGCCACCGUCACCAGAAGCCCCCAUUUCCUCAACUCAAGCCUCAAACGCAUUAUCCGUUCUUUUGAAUUGGUAAGAAGUUUCUGUCCCUCUGAUCAAAAAGCUAUUACUUCAAUCAUAUUCUGUCCCUCUUCCAUUUCUGAUAUCCGAAUGAAACCAAAUCUUCAAUUUUUACUCGAUUCCGGUGUCACUCCUUCCAGCAUUUACCGUUUGCUUAGUUCUAGACCUUCUGUAAUUUGUUCUACUGAUUUGAGAAAGGCUGUGGAGGAGAUUAAGGGACUAGGGUUUCACCCUUCCAAAUACAAUUUCUGUUUGGCAUUACUAGCCAAAAGGGCUGUCACUAAAUCACAAUGGGAUGCCAAAAUUGAUGCAUUCAAGUGUUGGGGUUUCUCUGAAGAUGCAAUUUUUGAUGCAUUUAAAAGGAACCCUAAGAUUAUGCUACUGUCUCCAGAUAAACUCAACGCGGUCAUGAGUUUUUGGAUCAAACAGCUUGGUUGGGAUCCUUCACUGCUUCUGCGAGCACCGGAUCUUUUCGGAUUUAGUAUAAAGAAAAGGUUUAUUCCGAGGGCUUCCGUUGUUACGUAUCUACUUUCCAAUGGUUUGAUGAAGAAGGGUGCUAGCUUAAUUACGCCAUUUUAUCUGUCUGAUGAGUUGUUCCUGCAAAGGUAUGUGAAAUGUUUUGAGGAUGAAGCGUCUAAGCUAUUAAAGCUGUAUCAAGGGUAGGAUGCUGGCAUCUGGUGCUUGGAUAAGUUGUUAAAACACAUUUUGUUGCAACUGAAUAAACCAGCCAUAUAGUGCUAUUCAUCUUGUUAUACUUGCUCAGUAAGUUGGAACCCUUUUUUUUGUUGGUCACAGUUUUGACUUAUAUCCCUAAUUUUGUUUUAAAUUUGUAAGUAAUUGACACAAUAGAAUAAUUAGUGUUGUGGUUGGAGAAUACGAUUGGUGAUAUAUGGAUUUAUGGGAUUUUAGAACAAUGCUUGAAUUUCUAACAAAAGAAUGACCGUGGAAUUGUAGAGCAAAAAAGUAGACAUAUUUGUUAUAAUGGAAAAUCAUACAAGCUAUUUGGUAUCUAUUACAUAGAAUAUCUAUAUUGGAACUAGCAACUCUUUUCCUUUAGUUCUAGAAGACUAAUAAACUUUUGAGUAGAAGUGAUAUGCCGCUGUCCUAUAUGAACAUUUAAUUUUGUGCAAUGGUUUUAACAAUAUGUUAAGAGGAAGUCCCUAUUUUCACUAUUUGAUUGUUUCUAUGACAUUUCCGCUAUUCAUGUAAUUCUUUCCUUCUCUUCAAAUAAUAACUUUAUCAAGUUUACCUUUCACCUUACCAAUGAAAUGAUCAAAUAUGGCCCUUGUAUGCAUCCUCAACUGUCAGGCUGAGUCAAGGACUUUCUGAUAUCAGUUCUGAACCAUUUUCUGGCAUAAUUCAAAUAGGUUUCUUGCCACAUUCCGAUUCAAAAAACGAGGAUGUUCUUGACAGGUUCAGUUCUUGUUUUUGUCAGGUGAUGCGUGCUCAGAGAAUCAUUUAGUGUUUAGUAAAAGUUUAAGAAGAAAGGUUCAGGUGAUUUAAUGAUGAUAGCACAUCCUCUUCAUGGC
This is a messenger RNA of Vicia villosa (hairy vetch), 2091 nucleotides long. RefSeq lists its product as uncharacterized. The coding region runs from base 125 to 1225 and encodes 366 amino acids. NCBI's taxonomy places the organism in Eukaryota, Viridiplantae, Streptophyta, Magnoliopsida, Fabales, Fabaceae. Gene Ontology annotation, cellular component: chloroplast. The transcript has a single exon. The record is from RefSeq and is a predicted model, not a curated record. Gene Ontology annotation, biological process: chloroplast organization; regulation of DNA-templated transcription. Gene Ontology annotation, molecular function: double-stranded DNA binding.